Messenger RNA from Exaiptasia diaphana, 2518 nucleotides. RefSeq lists its product as uncharacterized. The transcript is spliced from 11 exons. Lineage: Eukaryota; Metazoa; Cnidaria; Anthozoa; Actiniaria; Aiptasiidae. The coding region runs from base 248 to 2518 and encodes 756 amino acids. The record is from RefSeq and is a predicted model, not a curated record. Gene Ontology annotation, biological process: transposable element silencing; germ-line stem cell division.
AUGAGUUGUGCUAUGAAAUGUCAUUUUCGUUACAAAUCAAGCUCUGUAAAUCCCUUAUAACCUCAAAGAUCUCAAAAUUAUGAUUUUCUUAAAAGGAGGAAUAACUGGUUUACAAUAUACUUGGAUUUUAUAGCGGCUGGUCUUCGAUCUGUGGUAAAAGUUGGAGAUUUCUGACUGACAACACGUGGGAUGUCUCUGUUUUUAUGGAAUAUUUGAAGAUUAGAUUCACUGCAAGAUAAGAAUUACGAUGGAAGGGAAAAUUGACAUUAAACUCUUAAAGAUACUAGAUGCAGGGCAUUUCAAGGCAUCACCAAUAGCUACACCAGGGUCACAGUUAGAAAACUUCAUGGGUCAACUGAAUGAUCAUUUCUUGUAUGAGAAAGACUCUCAUGGAUUGUCAGUUGUUCCUGAAAAGGGAAAGAUGUAUGUUGUUCAACGAACUAUUGAUACAUGCUGGUACAGAGCUAGAAUAGAGAACAUCAUGCAGACUACUGCUGGACCACAAGCCAGUGUUCUGCUAGUUGAUGUGGGAGAGCAGACUUUGAUACCUUGCUCAAGAAUACGUGAAUUGCCAAAGCAGUUUGAAAACAUCCCUUACCAAGUCAUGGACUGUCAUUURAUAGCUGUUAAGCCUCUCAGUCUUGUGACGUCAUAUUUUGAUUUUACAACCACUAAACAGGUCAGCAAAACUUGGACUGAAGCAGCUACAAAGUUUGUUCGUACGGUCAUAAGUGGUUGUAAACUCCAAGUGACAAUUCAACAAGAAGAUGAAAAUGGGAGGUAUCAUGUUCUGUUACAUGCUGAAUCACCACAAAAGCAGGUUUGCGUCAAUGAUGAGCUUGUUCAACAAGGAUUUGCUGUGUUCAGUGAAGUUGUAGACUAUGAAGAAGAAAGUCCUAAAAAGGCAGAGAAACGAAAACAACAACAAGAGAAAUUCUUACAGCAACAACAGGAAGUUAUAGAAGCUUUCAAAAACAAAACASAGUUUCCUCCCCAAGAAGACAGUACAAGCACAGAUGAUGAAAGACCAUCGAUUAGAUUUCAUAGAGUACAAAAAUUAGCUGAUAUGAAUGAUCCAUUGAACUUCUUAAGACARCAAGUAACAGAGAUGCGAAAGCCACAUCAAACAGAGAUGCCAGUGUCUUUUAUUCCUGCAGGCUCAGAAAACAGAAAAUUAGCAAGCAGGAAAAUCAAGAAAGCAUCAGAACAACAAAGUAGGCAAGUUAUUUCUUCUUCAAGUGAUGAGCAUCCAGGAAGAGUAAGGUUUGUAUCAGCAAGAAUUCCUGCCACUGGUAGUGGUAUGCCACAUUUGUCCAGGGAAGAGGAUACAGCAAGACUGAAAUCAAUAUUAAAGCCUGGAAGAACAUCAACCUCACCCAUGAACAGGGAACAAGAACCUGUGACAAAUAGCCCUAGAUGGCGUCCUGGAAAUAUAUCACCACAGCACCCUGAAAGGGAGAAUCUUGCGUCACAGUACCCUGGAAGGGAUCAUCUGUCUUCACAGUACCCUGAAAGGGGUAACCUGUCCUCAUUGUAUUCUGAAAGGGAGAAUAUCUCGCCACAGCAUCCUGGAAGGGAGAAUCUUGCAUCACAGUACCCUGGAAGGGAUCAUCUGUCACCACAGUACCCUGAUAGGGAUAACCUAUCCUCACAGUACCCAGGAAGGGGUCAUCUGUCCUCACAGUACCCUGAUAGGGAUAACCUAUCCUCGUUGUAUUCUGAAAGGGAGAAUAUCUCAUCACAGUACCCUGAAAGGGACAAUAUAUCACCACAGCACCCAGGAAGGGAGAAUCUUGCAUCACAGCACCCUGGAAGGGAUCAUCUGUCCUCACAGUACCCUGGAAGGGAUAACCUAUCCUCACAGUACCCUGAAAGGGACAAUAUAUCACCACAGCACCCUGGAAGGGAGAAUCUUGCAUCACAGUACCCUGAAAGGGACAAUAUAUCACCACAGUACCCUGGAAGGGACAAUAUAUCACCACAGCACGCUGGAAGGGAUCAUCUGUCCUCACAGUAUGCUGAAAGGGAUAACCUAUCCUCACAGUACCCUGGAAGGGAAAAUAUAUCACCACAGUACCCUGGAAGGGAUCAUCUGUCCUCACAGUACCCUGAAAGGGAUAACUUAUCCUCGCUGUACUCAGAAAGGGAGAAUAUCUCGCCACAGCAUCCUAGAAGGGAGAAUCUUGCAUCACAGUACCCUGGAAGGGAUCAUCUGUCACCACAGUACCCUGAUAGGGGUAACCUAUCCUUGCUGUACUCUGAAAAGGAUAAUUUCAGGUCACAGUAUCCUGAAAGGGAUAAUAUCACUUCAAAAUUCUCUGGACAGGAGAAUCCUUCUUCACAGUAUCCUCCAUGGGAUAGUCUACCCUCACGGUACCCUGGAAGAGAUAAUYUACCCUCAGAGAACCCUAAAAUGGAGAAUCCAUCCUCACAAUACCCUAGAAGGGAGAAUUUAUCAUCGCAGUACCCUGGAAGGGAWAAUYACUCUUYACAGYAYYCAUCUUACAAACUGUUCUAG